GAUCAACCCUCGUAGCAGUAGUGUUAUACACAUGAAAUCAGUACUAUUAGCACUUCACGUUCACAGUAUGGCACUAUUGUUAUACAUGAGAAUCUAGUACUACCACUUAAUGUUCACUGUAUGGCAACUGACAACAGUUUCCUGUCAUUAAUCAGAGAAUGGUCUUGUCUAGAAUCUGUGGUCAGUAGUUUUAUACUUUGACUUUAAAUAUUGGGUCGAAUGUUUCACUUUUUACAGUUUAAGUAUUCUGUAUUGUGUAAAUAAUUACAUUGUUUCAGCGAGUCAGAACGAGGACUUUAACCAAAAGUCUGAUAGUUUUGCACUUGUGAUAAGUUCCCAUGGUGAAGAAGUGGAAGAGAAGAAAGUUCGCUACCCGCCGAAAGGUGCGACGAUAUGGCGGCACCUCGUAUAGAUGACAUGAUAAUUUGCUUCGAGGAUGAUAAAGCUAAAGGCCUGAUUGGAAAACCAAAGCUCUUCUUCAUACAGGCUUGUAGGUCAAGGCAUGGAUUUCAACAUAAAAGAUUUGACUAUGGUGUCAAUAUCAAUGUGUCAGUGGGUGGUGCACUGUCAAACAUUCAGCCAUCUGAUGCCGGGGACCAUGGAGAUAAUGCUGUGUUGGACAGUCUGGAUUGUCUCACAGAGAUAGAAGAUAUAUAUAAGGAUUGCAUUGAUGAUGAUGAUGAGGAAUGGAAAGGUGACCAGGAGUCAGGUUCCAGUGAUGAAGACAGUAUUGUUUAUUCGCAUGAAGAUAUUUCUGAUGCCAAAGGUGAUCCUGAUUCGGGUAAAAUGCCGCCACCACCUGAUAUGGAUCUUCCCAAUCCACUGCUUCCAGCAAAGGAUGACAAGGGUCCUACCGUUCCUGCAGAUAGAGGGCCUCAGGACACGGACAUACCCCAAGAGCCACCAGGAGAUGAGGCAGAUGUGAAGCACUCCCAAGAUACAGGUGUAAUCCAAGCAUCACCAUUCGACAUUGUUCCUAUCAAAUGCCCUGAAGACUGCUUGCUUGUCUAUCCUGCCAUGUCAGGAAACAUGGCAUUUCGUCGUAAGGAUCUUGGAUCAAGAUUACUUCACUGUAUGCAUAAAGAAGAGAAUCUGCAAAAGCUGGUUCGAGGUCGUAAUUUACUACAGUACUUGACUGACGUGUCUGGAGAUAUGGCUAGGGUAGAAAUUAACUUUGAACCCGAUGUGAACGAAUACACAAAGGAGGAAGUCGAAGAAUUGAAGAAGAACAUGCCUUUUAAAGUUAAAACGGUAAUAUUGCACAGGCUACAGAAGCUUGUGGUUUUUGAACCGAAGACAAAGAAAUCGAUAAUGGCGGCAGUUCUGAAGAAAUUCAAGAAGAUGUUCAUUUGAAGUGAUGUUUUAACUUGUGCCAAAUUUGUAUGAUCAAUUGAGGUCAUGCAGAUGCCGUGUUCAUAUAGUAUUAUUUAACAAUUUUCUGGGUUGGUAGUACCCUUGACAUAUAUCCCUAUGUUGCACGUGCCUAAAUGUACAUAUAUAUAACACUGCUUCAAAGCAGCAGUAAUUAACUGUAUUCUUAAUCUGCAUGUAGAAAAUACUCAUUAGAUUUAUCUUUACUAAAUGUAUAAAGUAAUUGUUAAGUAAGAGAUAUACAAGCUUUAGCUUUAGAGCUAUUGUAAUCACACUGUGUCUGUCGUACUUUGUCAGCAGUUUGUCUGUUAACACUCUAGAGAUCACAAUUUUUGCCUAAUCUUCAUGAAGCUUGAUCAGAAUGUUACCCUCAACAAAAUCCUAGACACAUUCAUAACUGGGCCACCAAGGGUUAAAAACUAGGUCAGUACAUCACUAGGUCAAAUAGUAGGAAAACCAAGUUAACUCUCUCGAGGCUUUCUACCUCAUAUGCAUAAAACUUCAUUUGAAGGAACUUCUAUGAAUCUUAGGUCAAGUUUGAAACUGGAGUUUCUGAAGGCAAAAACUAAGUUACUAGGUCAAAUCUUAGGAAAUUCUUGUUAACUCGGCAGAGACCACAUUUUCUUAUUGAUCAUUGUAUAUUUUUUGUCAAUGUCUGUCUCCAUUAAAUCUAGAUCAAGUUUAAAGCUUUGUCAACUGAGGUCAAAAACUUGGUCACUAGGUUACUAGAAAAAAACUUGGUCAACAUUACUCUAUAGGCCACAUUUUCCAAUUUAUUUUCAUAAAAUUUGUUAGAAUGUUGUGUAUAGGAAAUGUAGGUAAAGUUUGAAACUAGAUAAUCUAGGUAAAAAGAUCACCCAGGGGCUAGUCUUCCCAAUAUGGCUUCAAGAAAAAGCGUGAAAAUAUCUGAAACCACUGGUCUGAUUUUGCAAUAAUUUCACAGCAAUGUUCCUUGGGUGACUCUCUAGUUACUUUGAUUUGUCUACAAACAUGAUUGGCAGGGUCUGGGAUAGUUUUCUCUAUACAUGUAUGUCUUUAAAAAAAAAUUAAUUUCUGAAGUCAGAAACUGCCCAAUUUUGAAAUAAUUCCAUAGAAAUGUACCUUGGGUGACCCCCUACCAAAAUUGUUCAGUCCAGCUGCGAAACUAAGGGGAGAAAUCUAGGGUCAUCAUGACCCUAUUGUUGUAUUGUGUUCAGCAAUAGAUAUAUAAAGUGUGUUCAACUUCACACUUAAUACAUAGCUGUGUUAAGACACAUAAAUGUUUUAAUAAGUUGUUCUAUUCAAAGAAAUUAGGUAGAGCUGUUGAACGCACCUAUUUAAGUUUUCGUAUGCGAGCUGAUAUGCAUUGUAAAGGUUCCAUAACCUUGUUUUGCAAUUUUACAAAAUCAUGCCCCUUUUUCGACUUUAAUAUUCAUUCAAUUGACAUAUAGCUGUUGAA
Mercenaria mercenaria is the source of this 2809-nucleotide messenger RNA. RefSeq lists its product as uncharacterized. Gene Ontology annotation, molecular function: cysteine-type endopeptidase activity. Gene Ontology annotation, biological process: proteolysis. Lineage: Eukaryota; Metazoa; Mollusca; Bivalvia; Venerida; Veneridae. The transcript is spliced from 4 exons. Bases 394 to 1353 code for a protein of 319 amino acids. The record is from RefSeq and is a predicted model, not a curated record.